AUGAUAACCAAUAGUAAUAAAAAUGAAACAUUAUUUUAUAAAGUUUUUCAUAAUAAAUAUUUAUUCAAUUUAAUAUUUUAUCAUAUUCGCGCAACUGAAUGGGUCAAAUACAGUGAUAUCAGAAGAAUUAACAAUGAAAAUAGAAAGAAAUUCAAAGAAAUAACCUCAUUGGAUUGGUUACUAAAAAAUAAAGAAUACCAGUUACUUAAAUGUAAAUUAGAAGCCAAGGAAUAUAUC
Dictyostelium purpureum is the source of this 237-nucleotide messenger RNA. RefSeq lists its product as uncharacterized. NCBI's taxonomy places the organism in Eukaryota, Evosea, Eumycetozoa, Dictyosteliales, Dictyosteliaceae. The annotation marks the transcript as partial. The record is from RefSeq and is a predicted model, not a curated record. The transcript has a single exon.